Molecule: messenger RNA, 1581 nt
Organism: Exophiala aquamarina CBS 119918
Lineage: Eukaryota; Fungi; Ascomycota; Eurotiomycetes; Chaetothyriales; Herpotrichiellaceae
Product: anthranilate synthase component I
Exons: 2
Coding region: 1-1581 (526 amino acids)
Biological process (GO): L-tryptophan biosynthetic process
Molecular function (GO): anthranilate synthase activity
Source: RefSeq, a predicted model, not a curated record
AUGCUCACAGACAUACAGGCGCAAAUCCAACCUUCUCUUGAGGAGGUAAAUUCUAUACUUGCCAAAUCAAAAUCUUCUCAGUAUCCUCCCAAUCUCGUUCCUUUGAGCGCUCAAAUUGCUGCCGAUCUUUUUACUCCUACACAGGCCUAUCUCAAGGUCUCUGAGAACUCAAAACUCUCCUUUCUCUACGAGAGCGCUGCUACCACUGGAACAAUUGGCCGGUAUAGCUUUGUGGGGGCAAAUCCACUCAAGGUCAUCAAAUCUGGCCCUGGUCAUGGCCCGGAAGAAGAUCCUCUUCCUAGGCUCGAGGAAGAGCUGUCCCAAUACCGGGUCGCAACCGUUCCUUCGCUUCGACUUCCACCCUUGACAGGUGGUGUGAUAGGGUAUGUCGGCUAUGAUUGUGUGCGAUACUUCGAACCCAAGACAGCCCGACCCAUGAAGGACGUGCUCAAUUUGCCCGAGAGUUUCUUCAUGCUUUAUGACACUAUUGUCGCCUUUGACCACUUUUUCAACGUUUGCAAAGUUAUCACAUAUCUGAAAGUACCUACCACCGAAUCGAAGUCUGAUCUUGCAGAUGCUUACGCCAAAGCGUCUCAGACAAUUCAGAGGACCAUCUCAAUACUUCAGGCCGAGCACAUACCACUUCCCUAUCAACCACCUAUCGCGCAAAAUCAACCCUCGAAAUCGAAUAUUGGUCAGACAGGAUACGAAGCACAUGUUACACAACUUAAGAAACAUGUGUCCGUCGGUGAUAUUAUCCAGGCAGUCCCGUCCCACCGAAUAUCCCGACCCACUACACUGCACCCAUUCAACAUUUAUCGCCAUUUACGCACAGUGAACCCUUCCCCUUAUCUAUUCUACAUUGACUGCGAGGAUUUCAGCAUCGUCGGAGCAUCGCCGGAAUUAUUGGUCAAAGAGGAAGCAGGCCGUAUUAUCACUCAUCCAAUUGCUGGCACGGUGAAAAGAGGUCGAGACCCCGAGGAGGACGAUGCUCUGGCCGAUGAGCUGCGAAAUAGUCUAAAGGAUCGGGCUGAGCAUGUCAUGUUGGUGGACUUGGCAAGGAACGACGUGAACCGUGUGUGCGAUCCUCUGUCUACCAGAGUAGACCGGCUCAUGGUGGUGGAGAGAUUCAGCCAUGUCCAGCAUCUCGUCAGUCAGGUCUCUGGAGUGCUGAGACCCGGUGAAAAUCGAUUUACAGCAUUCCGAAGCAUUUUCCCCGCCGGGACAGUUUCCGGCGCACCAAAAGUAAGGGCCAUGGAGCUCAUUGCGGAAUUAGAACGCGAAAAGAGAGGUGUCUAUGCCGGCGCAGUUGGAUAUUUUGGAUUUUCGCGAGUUUCACAGGACGGAUCAAAAGUCGAAGAUGAGGGCGCAAUGGAUACUUGUAUUGCACUACGUACCAUGGUGGUUAAGGAUGGAGUUGCAUACCUACAAGCUGGUGGUGGAAUUGUGUUCGAUAGUGUCGAGGAGGAUGAAUGGAUCGAAACUAUGAACAAAUUGGGCGCUAAUAUUAGAACGAUUGAGGAGGCGGAGAGGAAAUAUAUUGCCCAAGAGAACCGGCAGGCUAACGGACGCUCGAAAUAG